AUGGCGCGCCGGCCUGCCGCUGCGGUUCUGCUGGCCAUUGCGGUAUGGCUUGCACCGAGGUGCUGGGCGCCUUCGGGACGAGAUGGCCAUGGCCUACAGAGCUCGGGUCCGGGUCGGCGGGCGUUGCUGCUUUCGUUGGGUGCGGCCCAGCCUGCGAUGGCGGAGGAAGCUGCAAACACCUUCAACCUUCGGACCACGGACACGCCAACUGGCGACCCAUACCUCAGCGCAGUCCAAAGUCGGCAGGGAGAUUUCAGCAUCCAGCUGCCGGUUAAUUGGCAGACUGAGUUCAACGACUAUGCCGGGCGGCUGAUAGUCAGCAUGACGCCCGUGGACAUGGAGGCGCUUCGUGCCGGUCAGGAUCCCGACCUGACGGCUGUGCGCUGUGCCCGGCUGCCGCUGCCGGCCUUGCUGCGCAGCGCCAAGUUCAUGCCACGUGAAGGGGACGACCAGCGCAGUGACUGGAAGGAAGUGGCCCUGGGUGGCGUGACCGGCGCAAACAUUGCUGAGUGGAUGAUGCGAGCCGGCCAAGAGGCGCAGAUGGCGCAGGCGGGCUUGCAGAUGCCAGAGAUCAACAUCAGCGUGGUCGAUUACGCAAUCAGCGAUGGACCCGGUGGGAGCUCGGUUCUUUCCUGGCAUGCUGUGAGCGAGCUCCAGUUCACCAGCCCGGGAGUGGCGGCAGACCCCAAUGAGCAAGUGCAAGGCCUAGGAGGCAAAUCGCUGGUGCCUUUGUCAGAAGCCAUCGGACGCCAAGCACCGGGCCCUGCAAACGGUCAGGACUCGCCUCCUCAAGGCACCACUGGCAAAGCUAUCCUGCGCAAGGGCGUCGUCACCUUCGCGCUGGCCUUGUCGCCGGCAGACCACAUCCAGGCAUCCUACAAGGGUCCGCUCGGCAAGCAGUACUUGGACUACAUCGCCGCCUGGCCAAGCGGGAGGGCAGGUGCCAGGCUCCGGUCAAUGAUGAGCUGCGUGGCGAACCUUGCGCCCGACCAGUCUCCGAGUGUUGACGAGGGCGAGGACCCACAAACUGCGGCCGCGGCCGCGGCCGCAGGCUCUUCCGAGGGUCUGCGGGAAGAGAUGGUCAGCCAACUCUUGGACGAAGCCAGGGCCUCUGGCUACGAGGAUGCAAGGCCUCCACAAGCUCCAGACCCGCGGCCGCCGCAACCGCCGCAACUUCCGCAACAGGAGCCUCCAAAGAAGGAGCCCCAAGCGGAGGUGGCACCCGAGGCUCUGUGCCUGCUGGAUCGGGCGGCGGCUCUGGAGGCCGACGGGUCCCAGCCCGUGGCAGCACACUAUCUUCGGAUACACGCGCUGGAGAUGCUGCUCACGGCGAAGCAGCGGGGCCCGACAAAUGCCGAGUCCGACAAACUGCUCUUCGCUACCUUCGAGAAGGCAGAGGAAGCCAAAGCGAAGCUGGACCUUUCGACGGGUGCAGAGCAGCUACGGCAUUUUGCGGUGCAGAACUACGAGCAAGCUGUUUCUGCCGAUGGCGGGCCUGCUGAUGCGAAGCACGCGCGGGAUCUGCUGACCGCUGGCCUUUGCCUGGACGCCUUGGCUCAGUUCGGUGCCGUCGAGCCUGCUCUCAAGGAGAGGGCGCAGUACGCCAAGAGCCGCGCGGGACACCUCCGAAGCUGCUUGCUCCUGCAACGAGCGCCGGAGGCCCCGCAACCACCACAGCAGCCCGCGGCCCCGGCGGCUCCAGCGGUGCCGCCCGUGGUUCCACCGCCGCCUCCAAGGGCUCCUGCCGCGCCGGCUGCGCCGGACCCACCCACAGCCCCCACAGCUCCCUCAGCGGCACCGAAGGCACAGCCGAAGCCUUCGGCGCCGCCGCCCAGCCGGCCAACCGCCGUCGUCCCACAAGCCCAGCCAGCGCCCGCCCCCGCUGCAGGCACCACGCUUUCGGCGUCCAAGCGCCAGGCGGAGGCCCGCAAGAAGGCCGACCAGGCCAUCGCGGCCGUGGCCGCGGGAAGCGACGACAGCGCUCGAGCCCUCAUCCGGGAGGCAAUUGGUCUCCUGCAGGGUCUCUGA
Messenger RNA from Symbiodinium sp. CCMP2456, 2028 nucleotides. The record is from the annotation of a GenBank genome assembly. NCBI's taxonomy places the organism in Eukaryota, Dinophyceae, Suessiales, Symbiodiniaceae.